Molecule: messenger RNA, 2845 nt
Organism: Mauremys reevesii (Reeves's turtle)
Lineage: Eukaryota; Metazoa; Chordata; Testudines; Geoemydidae
Gene: TRIM62
Product: tripartite motif containing 62
Exons: 5
Coding region: 699-2126 (475 amino acids)
Biological process (GO): innate immune response; positive regulation of canonical NF-kappaB signal transduction
Molecular function (GO): protein binding; zinc ion binding
Source: RefSeq, a predicted model, not a curated record
CUCGGCUGCAGCCCGCUCCCAGCCCUACCGAGCCCGCCGCAGCAUGUCAGCGGGAGGAGCGGCCCCAGCCCGCCCCCGGCUCCCGGGAUCCCUGCGCCCUUAGCCCCCGCCCAGCCGCUGCGCAGCGCGAGGAGGAAAUUCCCUGGCCGCCGCCGCCGAGCGGGGAGAGCAGGUGCGGGGGACACGGCGCGGAGCCCUGCGGUCUCCCUUUGUCCUGGCAGCUGGGCUGCGCGGGCGGGGCGAGAUACCCCCCCCCCCACCCCCUGCUCCUGCCAGCGAGCCGGGCCGGGCUUGUUCCGUGCUAGCUGCUGCCGGCGCUGCUCCGCUGCUUCCCGAGCUGGAGCCGUGGGAGAGUCCGGAGGCCGCUGCGCCCAGGGACACGGCGGGCCCGAGCCCCCAGGCAGCGCCCCCAGCUCGGAUCGGCCCCCGGGGGCAGCUCGCCAAGGCGGGUGUGGACACGAAGUGCCGGUGGCCGGCUGGCUCCGCGGAAGCCGGGACACAGGGGCUGGGCGUGUGCGCGCUGCGGGGGCGGCUCCGCUCCCCGAGCCGGGGCCAGCAGCACCGAGGUGCCGCGGCUGAAGCCCGCCGGGGGAGGCGCGAGGAGCCAGGGCCGGGGGCAGAGCCGCCCCCUGCGGCUUCCCGGCUUUAGGGCCCCGCGGGGCAGCCCCGCUUGGAGAGGGGCCCGGCCCUGGGGCGCCAUGGCCUGCAGCCUGAAAGACGAGCUGCUCUGCUCCAUCUGCCUGAGCAUCUACCAGGACCCGGUGAGCUUCGGCUGCGAGCACUACUUCUGCCGGAAAUGCAUCACGGAGCACUGGGUCCGGCAGGAGCAGCAGGGCGCCCGCGACUGCCCCGAGUGCCGCCGCACCUUCGCCGAGCCCACGCUGGCGCCGAGCCUCAAGCUCGCCAACAUCGUGGAGCGCUACGCGGCCUUCCCGCUGGACGCCAUCCUGAGCGCGCGGCGCAGCCCCGCGCCCUGCAAGGACCACGAGAAGGUGAAGCUCUUCUGCCUCACGGACCGCGCCGUGGUCUGCUUCUUCUGCGACGAGCCCGCCGUGCACGAGCAGCACCAGGUCACCAACGUGGACGACGCCUUCGAGGAGCUGCAGAGAGAACUGAAGGAGCAGCUCCAGGCGCUGCAGGACAGCGAGCGCGGCCACGCUGAUGCCCUGCACCUGCUCAGACGCCAGCUAGCCGAGACCAAGUCCUCUGCCAAGAGCCUGCGGGCCACCAUCGGGGAGGCCUUUGAGCGGCUGCACCGGCUCCUGCGCGAGCGCCAGAAGGCCAUGCUGGAGGAGCUGGAGGCUGACACCGCCAGGACUCUGACUGACAUCGAGCAGAAGAUCCAGCGCUACAGCCAGCAGCUGCGCAAAGUGCAGGAGGGCAGCCAGAUCCUGCAGGAGCGGCUGGCUGAGGUGGACAGGCACGCCUUCCUGGCAGGCAUCGCCUCGCUCUCGGAGAGGCUCAAGGGAAAGAUCCAUGAAACGAACCUCACCUAUGAAGACUUUCCUACCUCCAAAUACAUGGGCCCCCUGCAGUACACGAUCUGGAAAUCGCUCUUCCAGGACAUCCAUCCGGUGCCAGCAGCCCUCACGCUGGACCCUGUCACAGCUCACCAGCGCCUCAUCCUCUCGGAUGACUGCACCAUCGUGGCCUACGGCAACUUGCACCCGCAGCCGCUGCAGGAUUCACCCAAGCGCUUUGACGUGGAGGUGUCGGUGCUGGGCUCAGAGGCCUUCGGCAGUGGCGUGCACUACUGGGAGGUCAUCGUCUCAGAGAAGACCCAGUGGAUGAUCGGGCUGGCGCAUGAGGCUGUCACCCGCAAGGGGAGCAUUCAGAUCCAGCCCAGCCGCGGCUUUUACUGCAUCGUCAUGCACGACGGCAACCAGUACAGCGCCUGCACCGAGCCCUGGACCCGGCUCAACGUUAAGAGCAAGCUGGAGAAAGUAGGUGUCUUCUUGGACUAUGACAAAGGGCUCCUGAUCUUCUACAACGCUGAUGACAUGUCGUGGUUGUACACCUUCCGGGAGAAGUUCCCAGGCAAGCUCUGCUCGUACUUUAGUCCUGGCCAGAGCCAUGCCAAUGGCAAGAACGUGCAGCCGCUCCGCAUAAACACCGUCCGGAUCUAGGAGGGAGCAGGGAAGGGAGCCUGGAGCUGUACUGCCUCCUCCUGGCCGGCAGGCUGAGUCGAGAGUCCCUGCUGAGUCAGUUCCCACCUGCGGGGCAUGGGGAGAUUGUCAAGCUCCGGGGCUGUGCCGUUCCUAGCUCUGGCCUCCUGGCAGUAUACGCGGUUGGGAGGGUGCAGGGCUGGGGCAGGGGGGUUGUGGGGAUGGAGGGAGGCUGUGGAACUGUUGGUAUAUCAGUGUGUGAGGAUGCAGCAUUCCUGCCUCCCAGUCGGCGUCAGUUUCCAGACUAACCCAAGGAUCCAGGCUGAGUGUGGACAUACAGCUGGCUAACCAUGCCAUGAUCCCGGCAUCGCCAUGGCCACUCUGCCAGGAUGGAUGCAGACUGGACCCUGUGCUGUUGGAGCUUCCUGCUGGCAUGGAGCAGAGAUCAGGGCACCUUGCAGAGCUGCUGCUGAACUGCUGUGUGGGAUCUCAGCUCACCUGUGAACUCCCAGCUGGGUUUGCUCCUGAGGACAGAGCAUGAACCAUCCUCCACAGGGCUAGUGCCCUGGCAGCAUCUGCUCUUAGUAUGGGUUACAUUGGCAUUCAGGGGCCCAAGGGUCAUUAAUGAUCUGGAGGAUGGCGGUGACUGCACCCUCAGCAAGUUUGCAGAUGACACUAAACUGGGAGGAGUGGUAGAUACGCUGGAGGGUAGGGAUAGGAUACAGAGGGACCUAGACAAA